AUGAAUGGGAUCCGUGUGGUUCAUCAAGACAUUCUCAAGUUCAACGACUCACAAGGAUUGACUAAUAUCGUGUCUUUUAUCAAGAAUAAGGUAGGUUUUCGAGGGUUUUUGGAUUGGAAAUGAACUUUUUAAACAUUUUUUGGUAUGAAAAAUGAUAUAAAAGGGUAUUUCAUAGCCUUAAAGUGGUAGUUAGAGACUUUUUAAGGCAAAAAAUGUUGUUGUCAAUAACAAAUGUGGCUUUUGCCAAGCUUUUUUAGGGUUUAAAUAAGGUUUUUGGCUCUAAAUCUAAAGUAAUAUAAGCUCUUCUAGCUCCAAAAUCUUCUGUUUUUACCUUAAAAACACCUAAAAAGUGGUAAAACUUGCUAUAGUUAAUAUAAAAUAUUUAUUAUUAUGUUGUUCAAAUAAUUCUGAGCCUCUUUCAAAGCAAAUUUUUAAAUUUGGGAGGCACAGAUUUAUAUGAAUAACCCAAUACUUUGAUGUUUCUUAUAACGAAAGUAUGGUAUAGUUUUAGUUUUUUAGGUUGUUCAAAUAAUUCUGUGCUCUCUUUCAUAACAAAGUUAGGGGCGCAGAAUUAUAUGAACAACCUUUUAUUUUAUUUUUGGGGUUAUAAAGUCAGGUUAAAGUUUAAAAUAAAGAUAUUUCGCUUGUCAUAAGAAUGACGAAGAUGAGUCAAAACAAGAAUGAUGGGUAAUGACGUGGUUUUUAGCGGAAAUUGGCGGUUAAAGUUAAUUGAACAACAAGGUUAGUCUAAAAAAGUCAUAGCUAACAACUGUAAAAGUUAGGGAAUAGUGAGAAUAGUAAAAGUAAUACACUUUGGGAAACUAUUUUUUUGAAAAUUAUAAAAAUAAAAGAGACUUGUUUUGAUGUUGUUAUUUUCGUAUGUUUAGUAAUACAACAAUACGAUUACAAGAGUCCUAUAUUGUGUUAUGUACACUAUUUGAACAAAGAAAAUAAUUCUUUUUUUUGCUGUGAUAAAUGAUGACUAAACAACAAAAAACUUGGAUUAUGCAACAACUACAAUACAGAAUUUAAAUUUUGUUAAAGGUUUACUUAAAAAAAGGCCCGACACAUUUCUACUGUAGGCAUAGUGAUCUGUAUGUACUGUACGGAGAUAUAAACAAGCCUGUCUUAAAAAAAUUUUGUUAAAAACCGCGUUAUUACAACCAUCACAAAAGUGCUGUACAGAAAACAUAAAUCUUUAAUUUUUUGUAAAAUACGACUAAAUUAACUUUUUCAGCGCAAAUUCAGUGAACAUGGUUACAAAUGUGGAGAAGUUUAUGUCAUGCCUCCGUUCAAUGGUGAAUGUGUAGUGCUAUGUGUUCAUGGUCAAGUGCCAUUUCUGGAAGUGUAUGCUCGAAAGAUAGAUGUGGAGAAACAUGAACCAAUAAGAUUGAUUGACCUUCUUGAUACUGAUGUUCAUAUUGUGGAUUCUUGUACUUUUGAAUUGAAGAAAGUUGGUCAGAAAAGGUGGAAGUUGAGGGCUGAGAACAGGUAAGUAGGAUUUUAUUAUCAUUGACAGUAUGACUUUUUUGGGCAUUUGGAGAUAUGUACGGAGAUGGCAGUUAUUGUUGUAGGUAUGACAAGAUAGGGAUAGGGUAGUGCACAAGCGGAGAUAUGGUUAAGUUGUGUUAUAGCUAGAGUACGGAGAUGAUAUAUAAGGCUAUUGUACGUAAGGCAGGUUUGGGGUGGGCAUGUAAAAGCAGGAAUAGGACAAGGAUAAAGCUUGGGUAAGGCUAUGUUAGUAAGUAGGGUAGAGCAGAUAUAUUUUAGGAUAGGAUAAGGUAGGGAGAAGAAAAGGCUUCCGUACGGGUGAGGUAGGGUCAGACAGAGUAAAGUAGGGUAGGGUAUAGGGUAAGGUAUGGUAUGGCAGGGUAUUAUAGGGUAUGAUAGGAAAUGAUAGGGUAGGCUGACUAAUAUGUCAUAUGCACAACCACUCUCUACCCCAUACUUUCUAAAUAAACACAGUUUUUCAGUUUAAAGCGUGACAAAUGGAUUGACUGUAUAAAAGAGAUACAAACGUCUUGUGAAUCAGAGUUGUGUUUCGAUGAUACAGAUACCCAAAUAGUCACACAGGACUUUAGGACACUCUUAUCACACAACUUAUCCCAAUCACAACAUAACCUAUCCUCACCAUCACUGACCUCCCCAUCUUCACCACCCAACUCAUCUACGUUACCACGAUCAUCAGCUCCAAGAGAACGAAGGGAUUCAGCUGAAUCUAACUUGUAUUCUGCUGAUCCAGUCAGGAAGUCUCAGCCAAUGCCAGUCCCUAGUAGUCCGCCCAUGUUGAUUCCAUCACGGUCUUUUAAUGAAGACUUCUUGAGGCAAAGUCCACGAUCUGUUAGUUCUGUGCGAAGUCUACCGGCUACUAGUUCUCCACGGACUGUUAGAAGUGAGUUACUGGUUUUGAAGUUGUUUUAGUCAAGGUUUAUAGAUUAUAUUGUAGUAGGUAAAUUAAGAUUAUAUUAUAGUAGAUAGGUCAAGAAAAUGUGAAAGAAGAUAAAUUUAUAUUAUAGUAGUCUGAUAAAAAAAUUGUUCUAGCUUUCAACUCACGUUAAAUUCACGUUUGUGUAAUUAAACCCCACUCUUUUCCGUUAAAUAUCUGUGAGCUAAAUUAGUUCAAAGUUGUUUUUUAAACGGCCGAAACGUUACUUUGAAAGCUUUAAAUAGAGUAAAAUUAGAAAAAGUUUAAACGUCCUCUUCUCUGGUCAUAAAAACCUUCUCGGAACAUUUUAACGUAUUUUGACAGUUUUUACGUCAAAUUCCUUAACCCAAUUUACUAUGGACGUGUUGUUUACGUAAGGACGUAGACUUGAAGUGAACAGUACAGUAAGGAAAGAAGGGGGGGGGGAGUAAAGGAAGGGGUAUAGGGGGGGGAGGGGUGAGGGACCGUCCUGGCGAGCUUUUUUUGAGGUUCGGUACGGCCCGGCGCGUCUAAUUUUUUUUUCUUUUUUUUCCGGCCCAGACCGGACUUUGUUUCACACCGGACGGUACGGGGAAAACACUGAUGGGGGGGGGGAGGGUAUUGUAGAACAUGUAAGGGAAAGGUCGAAGCUGGGGCUGGAACUGGUGUUUCGGUUAAAGCCGGGGUUUGUGCUGAAACUGGAGCUGAAGUUGGGGCUGGGUUGAGCUAGGGCUCUGGCUAGGGCUUUGGGUUAAGGCUCUGAGUUAGGGCUGUGAGCUAGGGAUGUGGACUGGUGCUCUAGGCUAGGGCUCUGAGAUAGGGCUGCGAGCUAGGGCUCUGGGCUAGGGCUAGAAUAAGAUAGAGCUCUGUAGCUUUAAAAAUGUAUUCAACUUUUAAACUUUGAUUUUUUCGACUGGUCAAGUAACUUUUUUUAAAUAUUUAAAUAUUUUCAUUUUUUAAAUUUAAAGACCCCAUACCCCUAAAAAAACCUCCGAUCUCUUCCCGUGUUGAUUAGAUUGGCCUAUAAAAUCGAAUUAAGCCUAAAUCGAAUCCCCUUUUUAGCCCGAAGAACAAUAUUGGACAUGCCUAUCAGUUCGCCCGGCCAUAGUACGACCACUUUAAAUAGUCCAUCCCAAGCCUUCAGUUGUCCACAAUCGCCAGCGCCAAACUUUGGUCGAUUUGAGUUCGGCAAGCCAAAGAAGUAUCCAUUGGACAAGCCUAUACCUUUGCCAAGUCUACCAGAGAUCCAUACUGAUAGUGGGGUCGAGAUGGUGGAGACCAGCAAUGAGGUGGGGGUUUUGUAAUGCUAGGGGGUGAUUUUGAAGGGUAACAAUGUUUUUUUUAUUGUAAAAUACGCCAUUCUGCAAAAAAAUUGCUUAUUUCACGUUUAAAAAAGUCUUGUCGUCAUUUCUCAUGCAAUUCAGUAGUAAAAAACGACGAAACUUUUUCAAAGCUUCAAUACUAUUAUGUAAUCACUAAACCGUUAUCAGCUACUUAUCUUAAUGUUAUUUCAGUUCAAAUCGAAUAGAAAUUCGAAUUCUUCGAAUUCGAAUCGAGAUUCUAUGAAUUCAAAAGGAUCAAAUCAAGAAAAUGAUCCAUCUGAAGUCAAGGGUGACAUUUAUGGAUACUACGGUUUACUGAAGUCACCUGGACUGAACAAUAAUCAAAUUUAUGACAAUACACUAUCAGAAAUUACUAAUGACAAUACGAAACAAGUCAAUUUAGUACUGUCAUUUUGUACUGAAAGCUUGAAGUUGGUCAAGGCUUUUGGGAAGAUAUGGUAAGUCUUACUUUGUCGUGCAUUACCGUACUGUACUCUAGCUUGCACUGCCUUGCUAUUCCUUGCCUUGCCCUUCCCUACUCUAGCUAACUUUGCCCUAUCCUACUCUACCCUUAUUACUUCAAAAACCCUUUUAGUUUUACAGUAGCCUUACCGUAGACCUUGUUCCAUCCCUACUCUAUUUUACUUCACCAAUUUUUAAAAUAAUUUAAAAUUUCAGGAUAGUAGGUUGGGAGACGAAGCUUCAGCGUAUGGUUGGAGGUACCCUUCAUUAUGGUGAUCAUCUUGUAGCUAUAAAUGGGAAACCAGUCAACUCAACUUCUGACCUGAUGGACCUUUUUCAUGGUUGUCCCGCUGGAAUUCCGGUAAGGCAUUUUUAAAUUUAUUAUUCAAAAUAUCCUUCCUAAUUUUUUUUUCAAAGUUUAACCCCUGUUGAUUUUCGGAAAAAAAAUUUUUGGAUUUUUUUGAACUUACCACACCCACCUUGCCUUACUUAUAGUGUUUGUACGUUUUAUAGUACAAAUAUGGUUUUCACUCUCAUUUUAAUUUCAAAAUUGAAUAAAAACACAAUGGAACUCCUUUAUAACGAAUUGCUCGAGGAUUUAAAAGUUGUUCAUUAUAAAGUAGUUUUGGCAUGAUGGAGUAGACAUGAGGAACGGGCCGGGCCUACAUGUUCAGGCCCAGCCUACCUUAAUUUGGGUCAAGACCGGCCCGUUCUUCAUGUUUCUGAUGGAGUUUUAAAUGCAUUGUGUAGAGUUAGCCGGGGAUUCAAAAGUCAUUCGUUAUACAGUACUCUCUCUAUAUAAGCAACCCGAAGGGCCCGACAUUUUGUGUUGACUAUAAGGGGUGUUGUCUUUACAGAGAGACUUUUUAGUGCAAAUUGACUUGGUGAGGCCAAAUUUCUUAUUUACUAUAAGAAGAGUUGCUUAUACAGAUGGUUCACUGUAUAGAGACCACUGUGCAAAGUUUUCUUUAUACAGGAUAUUUGUUAUACAGGGCUUCGUACUGUAAGCCUAAAAGACCAAUUUUUGAGCAUUCUCUAAACUUCCUUGUUUAUUUUUCUGUGAAAAACAUGAUUAUAUUACCACUUUUUGUCUCAUCUCUACAUAAUUAUAUUACUUUUUAGACUUAGCCAAGUUUUAAAAAGAGUAAUGUUCUUGGAUUUUUAACUAAAAAUUUUUUUUUUUCAUAAAAAAACUUAAAAAAUUGAUGUUAAUUUUUAAAAAAUAGUCAAAAAUUUCAAAAAUUGGUAAUAAAAUUAAGUGUUCUGCUCUACUCUACCCUAUCCAACCCUAAUAAUUGGGUCUCAAAAGCCAUUCAAUAACUACAAAAAUUUUUUAUAUCAGCUUGGAAAGCCCUAAAGAAAUUGAAAAAAAAAACCAGAAAAACCCCUUAAAUUUUAGAGAUUUCUAGUAUAAAAUCGAAAAAAAAAUUAAAAAACUAAAACUAAAAAAAUAUUUUCAGGUCCGUCUAACAAUCAGUCCAACGCCAUUUGGCCAAGCUUUCGUCCUCCGAAAACCAAACCGUGGCAAUCUGCCUUUAGGCAUUGAACUCUACAAAAAUAAGAAUCGAAUCGAGAUGAUCAAGCCAGGGUCAGUAGCUUCGAUGGCUGGAUUACCCGCUAAUACCAAGAGUUUUUUGAUUCCGGAAGAAGAGGUACCGUCGAUCAUUACUGAAGUUGAGCAUCAUCCGUUGGAUCCCAGUUCGAAGGAUUCUGAAGCGCUACAGAAGAUGAAUUCGAUACCUCCGGGGCAGGCUUUCACUGUCAUUAUUCAUCCCAGGGACUUUGUUAAGACUUUGAAGGCUCAGUCUAAUAGUGUAAAGUAA
Molecule: messenger RNA, 6011 nt
Organism: Bursaphelenchus okinawaensis
Lineage: Eukaryota; Metazoa; Nematoda; Chromadorea; Rhabditida; Aphelenchoididae
Source: the annotation of a GenBank genome assembly